AUGGCUGCGGUUGUGAGAAAAAUUGUCAGCACUGCCUCAGCCCCUGCGGCCAUCGGCCCAUACAGUCAGGCGGUGCUGGUGGAGCGCACCAUGUACAUCUCUGGGCAGCUGGGGCUGGACACUGCCUCUGGACAGCUUGUGAGUGGAGGAGUGCAGGCUCAGGCCAAGCAGUCAUGCCUUAAUCAAAUUUCGCAUUUCCCUUCCCCACAGGCUCUCAUUAAUAUGGGAGAGAUUCUGAAGGCUGCAGGAUGCGGAUAUGAAAAUGUUGUCAAAACCACCGUGCUGUUGGCCGAUAUGAAUGACUUCACCAGUGUGAAUGACAUUUACAAGCAAUUCUUCAGCAGCAACUUCCCAGCCAGAGCUGCGUACCAGGUGGCUGCCCUGCCCAGAGGUGGGCUUGUUGAGAUUGAAGCGGUAGCAGUGGUCGGCCCCAUCUCGGAUGCGUCCUGACUAGCCGCCCAGAGCACGCCCAAGCUGUAACCUGCGACCGAAACCACGUCAGUCCCCCGAAUUAGACGCAGUGCCCUUACACCCUUUAGGAUGCCACUCCUUUUACCUGCCAUACCGUACAGUGCAAGUUCACAGAUCAAGUGUCCAUAACACCCAGGUGCUGCAGCAUUCCAAACGCAGAGAUCAAACAUUCCAUCGCCACGGAGACAGGAUGCGCUCCUCAGCUGCCUGUUGAGUUUACGUGAUCGUAUAGCCCUUAACCUUAAAACAGAAGCCGUUUAUUACCAAGCAUUUCAUAUGAAUUUGACAGGGAUGAACACCUGUGCCACACCGAUCGACGUGUUUAUACUUCACUGUGAUUUAGGUUCCACGCACACAUUAGACAUGAGGUUACCCUGUGCUGAGCCUGCAGACAGAGAGGCCACACCCUCUAUUCACCUGGCUCACGUUUCAACCGCAGUCACGCAGAA
Megalops cyprinoides (Indo-Pacific tarpon) is the source of this 920-nucleotide messenger RNA. Its product is annotated as 2-iminobutanoate/2-iminopropanoate deaminase-like. Gene Ontology annotation, molecular function: deaminase activity. The record is from RefSeq and is a predicted model, not a curated record. Gene Ontology annotation, cellular component: cytosol. Lineage: Eukaryota; Metazoa; Chordata; Actinopteri; Elopiformes; Megalopidae. The transcript has 6 exons. The coding region runs from base 1 to 450 and encodes 149 amino acids.